AUGCGUAGGCAGCUGAACGACAAGGCGAAGCACAUUGCUGGCAAGCUCAAUGACAUGCUGGCGACCGGUGUCUCGCUUCAGGCCCUCCUCACGGCCAUGCAGUACGUGCCAAGCCUCAUCAACCACCUCUACAUCCUGCCCCCAAGUCUGACGUCGGGCUUGUCCGAGGUCUUGAACCGUGCUUGCAUGGACACCUUUGUCAAAGCCUUUUUUGCCAAGGUAAACCUGUCUGCACCGGCUGGAGCUGAAGGUCAUGACGUUACGCUAGAACAGCUCCUUGAGGCUCGCCUCUUCACGCGGGCCAACACCGGGGGCUUUGGCCUGCACGACUUGGUUGAGCGCGGUCCGGUGGCUUAUGUCUGCAACAUGGCCAAGCUGGCCACUCACUACCCUCGGGUCUACGAUCGGCUCUUGGAGGAUGCAUCGAGGGCUGCCGACUUUGAGGUCCACGUGCAGCAAGCUGGCUUCCAGAUGGCCACGGUCAAGGACGCAGCGACUCAGCGACCAGCUGAGAUCAUUGCCCUCCGCUCCAAGGCGGCACUGGAUGACCUGAUGGCCAACACUGUCUUGACCAUGCGGGGUCGAGACAAGUUGCGUCGCUUGAGCGACACGACCUUUGCCAUUGCGGUCGUGUCCAUGAUGGGUUUUGGCCUCCAUGAACUCAUCAACGUCAAGCCGACGGACAAGUGCCCGCUCUGCAGCAACAAGACACCUCAGCCGCGACUGACCCGCGAGCACCUGCUGACCUGCCGUCCCAUCAAGCGUCACAACGCCCUUCGCGACGAGAUGGGCCGCCUGCUCAGGUACGCCACCCUCUCCCAUGUCUGGGUGGAAAAGUCUGGCUACAACGCCAACGGUCAGAGCUGCCGCAUCGACCUGCACUGCCGCAACCCCUUUCCCGGCGGUGCUCUGGGCCCAGCUCUGCCCGACCUGGGCAUUGACGUGACUGUGCGCACAGCCCAACCCCCGACCAUCUCGCAAGCCUGCAUCAAGGUGGGCGCUGCCCUUCGCCGAGCCGAAAAGGAGAAGCGCGACUACUACACCGGUUUCAACCAUGGAAAAACUCUGAUCGUCCCUGCGGCGAUGACGACAACCGGUGGGUUCGCCUCCUCCUUUGUGGAUCUGCUUGGUCAGCUCGCCCGCUGCGCCGAGGCCCGUGGUGUGUACCAGCCGGGGCUGGACGAGGCCUUUGUUCCUCGGUGGAAAAGUCGCUUUGCGGCGCUGGUCCAUCAGAUGAACGCUGACCACAUCCAGCGCCACUUUGGCGGUGUCUGCCUGCGCUCGUCUGAAAGUGAAACACACAAUACAGCGGGCGAACACAGUGAGAGUGAGCAAGAUGUUCUUCUCAGCGAUCCCGCUCCGCCCAUCGCUGCCAACGUGCUGGAUGCCCAGCGCAAGGUCCUGCUGAAGACAUCUGGCCACAGGCAACUCCUCGCCUGCCCAUUUGGGCUUUGCAAAUGCAAGGGGCCCCGCCUUGACCGCAAAGCUUGGGUCAAUCAUGUACUACGCGAGCACCCCUACGACGAGCAAGCCACUGAUCUGGUCAAGCAGGUGAUGGAGGCCAAAUUGGUCGCCCAGUGCAACAAGUGUCACCUCUUCUUCGAAGCUGCUGGUAUCAGUCAACACCGCUCCCGAUGUGGUGCCAAUCUGAAGCGAGCGACCGAGGCGUUGUUUCAUGCGGCUGGACACGACCUGCUUGAGAUUAUGCGUGGCGCUUGGCCCCAACAGUGUGUAGGGUCUCGCAUCAGUGUCUGCGAGCUGCUCAAGCUCGCCCGGCAUCCACUGAUGCAGCGCAGCCGCUACCCAUCCAACGCCACCGAGACCAAGCUGAUGGCUGCCACCUUGAGCCAGCUGUAUUGGUCUGCCGUCCACUCGGACUAUACCGCUGAAGAGCGAGAGAUGUGCUGNGCUUUGAUUUUGGCCUUGCCUAGCAUGUUGUUGUCUGCUCCCUCGACCGCACUGUCUACGAUUGACCUGCGCAAUAUGUUUCACGAUCGUCCUCAGGUUGCCUUGAACAAGAUCUUUCACCACAUUGCCAACAACACCGUGCCCGAGUCGAUUCGACAUGCCCUUUGCUCCAUCAACUACACUAUCCUGGAGAAAGCCAAUGGCAAGUUUCGACCUGUGGGCACGGAUUCCAUCUUCAACAAGGUUGUCAACCGCGCUCUGCUCGAGCAACAGCAGCCCCAUAUUGCCCACUUGCUACAGGCCAGUCCAGAGCUGGCCGUCGGAGUCAAGGACGGCAUUUCAGCAGCGGUUGGCAUGGCCUUUGGUGAGCUUCAAGCCUGUGAGUCUACCCCGGGCUGGACCAUGCUCUCCCUCGAUUUCAAGAGUGCCUUCAACUACACCGACCGAGCACGGCUACACGAGAUUGUGGCCGACAAGGUUCCUGGCCUCUUGCGCGCCUUUGAACGACACUAUGCUCGACCCACUACCCACUGCAUUGUCGACAAGUUCUUCAAGGUGAUUGACAUUGAUGUUGGCCAAGGCAUUGUGCAGGGCAACGAGCUAUCGCCCUUCUUCUUUGCCCUGUACUCCUGUGAGGUCCUGGGUCUCCUCGACGCCACCACUGACUACCGCUGCAAGGCCAUCAAAUACCUCGACGACAUUGUACUGAUGGGUCCCGCGGAGGACGUGGCGGCCGACGUGGAGAUUGUCAAGGCUCGUGCAGAGUCUGCUGGCCUCCAUCUGCAGCCCAGUAAGAGCCGCUUCUACAUGCCUCGCCACCAUCCCGCUUCCAUCACUGCUAUCAAGUCUGUCUUGCCAGAUGCCGUGCGCGAGACGGCCAACACGGGCAUGACGGUCUUGGGAACGCCGAUUGGCCAUCGCGAGUGGAUGAAGAAGCAGCUGAACGACAAGGCAAAGCACAUCUCUGGCAAGCUCAAUGACAUGCUGACGACCGGUGUCUCGCUUCAGGCCCUCCUCACGGCCAUGCAGUACGUGCCUAGCCUCAUCAACCACCUCUACACGCUGCCCCCAAGUCUCACGUCGGGCUUGUCCGAGCUCUUGAACCGUGCUUGCAAGGACACCUUUGUCAAAGCCUUUUUUGCCAAGGUAAACCUGUCUGCACCAGCUGGAGCCGAAGGUCAUGACGUUACGCUGGAACAGCUCCUGGAAGCUCGCAUCUUCACGCGGGCCAACACCGGGGGCUUUGGCCUGCACGACUUGGUUGAGCGCGGUCCGGUGGCUUAUGUCUGCAACAUGGCCAAGCUGGCCACUCGCUACCCUCGAGUUUACGAUCGACUCUUGGAGGAUGCAUCGAGGGCUGCCGACUUUGAGGUCCACGUGCAGCGAGCUGGCUUCCAGAUGGCCACGGUCAAGGACGCGGCGACCCAGCGACCAGCUGAGAUCAUUGCCCUCCGCUCCAAGGCGGCACUGGACGACCUGAUGGCCAAGUGUGCGCUGGACCUGCAGCAGGCAUAUCUGGCCUCACGCGAGUGGGGCUUGCGUCGCUUGAGCGACACGACCUUUGCCAUUGCGGUUGUGUCCAUGAUGGGUUUUGGCCUCCAUGAACUCAUCAACAUCAAGCCGACGGACAAGUGCCCGCUCUGCAGCAGCAAGACACCUCAGCCGCGACUGACCCGCGAGCACCUGCUGACCUGCCGUCCCAUCAAGCGACACAACGCCCUUCGCGACGAGAUGGGCCGCCUGCUCAGGUACGCCACCCUCUCCCAUGUCUGGGUGGAAAAGUCUGGCUACAACGCCAACGGUCAGAGCUGCCGCAUCGACCUGCACUGCCGCAACCCCUUUCCCGGCGGUGCUCUGGGCCCAGCUCUGCCCGACCUGGGCAUUGACGUGACUGUGCGCACAGCCCAACCCCCGACCACCUCGCAAGCCUGCAUCAAGGUGGGCGCUGCCCUUCGCCGAGCCGAAAAGGAGAAGCGCGAGUACUACACCGGUUUCAACCAUGGAAAAACUCUGAUCGUCCCUGCGGCGAUGACGACAACCGGUGGGUUCGCCUCCUCCUUUGUGGAUCUGCUUGGUCAGCUCGCCCGCUGCGCCGAGGCCCGUGGUGUGUACCAGCCGGGGCUGGAUGAGGCCUUUGUUCCUCGGUGGAAGGGUCGCUUUGCGGCGCUGGUCCAUCAGAUGAACGCUGACCACAUCCAGCGCCACUUUGGCGGUGUCUGCCUGCGCUCGUCGUAG
Messenger RNA from Monosiga brevicollis MX1, 4143 nucleotides. RefSeq lists its product as uncharacterized. NCBI's taxonomy places the organism in Eukaryota, Choanoflagellata, Craspedida, Salpingoecidae. The transcript is spliced from 5 exons. Gene Ontology annotation, cellular component: nucleus; nucleolus; preribosome, large subunit precursor. Gene Ontology annotation, molecular function: protein binding. The record is from RefSeq and is a predicted model, not a curated record. Gene Ontology annotation, biological process: endonucleolytic cleavage in ITS1 to separate SSU-rRNA from 5.8S rRNA and LSU-rRNA from tricistronic rRNA transcript (SSU-rRNA, 5.8S rRNA, LSU-rRNA); ribosome biogenesis; ribosomal large subunit export from nucleus. The coding region runs from base 1 to 4143 and encodes 1380 amino acids.